This is a messenger RNA of Caenorhabditis elegans, 2139 nucleotides long. RefSeq names its product Nicotinic receptor-associated protein 1 (gene nra-1). Lineage: Eukaryota; Metazoa; Nematoda; Chromadorea; Rhabditida; Rhabditidae. Gene Ontology annotation, molecular function: calcium-dependent phospholipid binding. The record is from RefSeq and is marked reviewed. Gene Ontology annotation, cellular component: plasma membrane.
AGUUUUCUUCCUAUGAAUCAACCGAUCGGAAUCGCCGACAGUUCCCGUCCAAAAACCAAUGUCCGGCUUACAAUCUCUGCGAACAACCUGAUGGACCUCGAUGUCUUCUCAAAAUCGGAUCCAAUUUGUCUAAUUUACGAGAAAACGAGCGGAAGGAAGGCAACAACGACAGAAGAGAUCACAGUUCCCACGUGGAAAGACAAACAAUGGACGGAGAGAGGCAGAACCGAAGUUGUGAUGAAUAAUCUGAAUCCACAAUUCACAAAAACGUUUCUUCUUCCAUAUUUCUUCGAGGAAACUCAACUUUUACGCUUUGAAAUAUACGACGCAGACUCUCCAACAGUUGGCCAAGAUCUUUCUUCUCAUGAUUUUCUGGGUCGAUUCGAGUGUGUUUUGGCGCAAAUUGUCAGUUACUCGACACUCAAAGCACAUUUGGGCAAGACGGGCCAAAUCGGAGCACAAUGGAGAAAUAAAGACAAAAACACAAAAACCGGCUCGAUUACAAUUUAUGCCGAGGAGGACGAGAAAGCCGAAAAAAUACAAUUUGAUGUGUGCGGAGAAGGACUUGAUAAGAAGGAUUUCUUCGGAAAAUCUGAUCCAUAUUUGAAUUUUAAACGGAAAUUUGACGAUGGAAGUACUCACCUGAUUCACAGAACUGAAGUUAAGCCCAAGACAUUGGAUCCAAGAUGGGCGACAGUGCAAAUUAAUACACAAACUCUGUGUGCAAAAGAUGGAGAUCGACCAAUCAUAAUUGAAUGCUACGACCAUGAUAAGUGGAAAAAGGGUGAAGAGCCACGUGGUGAUGCCAAAUUUUCUAGAGACGAUCUCAUCGGAACUGCACAAACCACGUUGAACGAGCUGCUCAGAGGAUCCUCGGAUGCUGUGGAAAUUUUGCUCACCAACGAGAAGAAGAAGGCGAAAAAGGGAGACAAAUACAAAUGCUCGGGAACCCUGAAGAUCUGGAACUCAAGAAUAGUCAUUGAGCCAACCUUCCUCGACUUUAUAUCAGGUGGAACACAGUUGGAUUUCGCUGUCGCCGUAGACUUCACCGCAUCAAAUGGGCCACCAAAGAGCUCUUCUUCGCUUCAUUUCAUGUCAGCAGAUAGACCGAAUCAGUAUGAACUCGCUUUGAGAUCCGUGCUAUCCAUUUGCCAGCACUAUAAUUCAUCGAAAACCUUCGAAGCCUUCGGAUUCGGCGCCAAACUUCCGAAUCAGUCCUCAGUUUCCGCAAUUUUCCCGCUGGAUCUGCAACGUGGCACAUCGGAAGUUGUUGGAAUAACUGGAGUGAUGACGGCUUAUCGUCACGCUUUAUCGAAUGUUCAACUUUAUGGACCGACGAAUUUCGCUCCAAUUAUUGAAAAUGUGGCUCGAAAAGCUCAAAAUAUGAUCCAUGACUCCGCUAGAUAUCAGAUUUUGUUGAUUAUCACUGAUGGAAUCAUCUCGGAUAUGCACGCCACCAUUCGAUCGAUUAUUAGUGCUUCUGGACUACCACUCUCAAUUAUUAUCAUUGGUGUUGGAAACGAAGACUUUGAGAAAAUGCACGAGCUGGAUAGCGAUGAUGCUCUUCUUCAACAGGAUUCGCGAAUCGCACAACGGGACAUCGUCCAGUUUGUAACGAUGCGCGAGUUUCUGAACAAUGGACAGGGUCUCUAUCUUGACCCGGACGUGAUUCAGGAGAAUCUGGCACGCGAGGUGCUCUACGAAGUUCCAGCACAGUUGACAGGUUACAUGAAGCAACGUGGAUUCCAGCCGAGACCUGUUGAUGAUCCGUGGCGUCGAGAUUCUCCACCUCCAGAGUUCGAUCCGAUUCUAGAUGGGACUGGAAGGCGGGCGCCGAUGUUACAAGCACCACCCGCCGGAUUUCAAUACCCAGUUUAUGCAGAUACUUCAAUAGCUUCUGCACCGCCUAUGUAUUAAUUCUAAUCAAACUAUUGUGUGGUUAUUAGGGAAACUUUGUUAUAAAAGCCAAUUUUUGCCUUUUUAUAUUUCUUUCCCAAUUAUCUCAUUCCUCAACCCCUGGCAUAAUAUUAUUUCGCUUUUUAAAAGCUUUCCGAUACUCAUCGUUUCUGAAAUUCCGCCAAUUCCUUGUCGAUCAAUGUAUUUUUCAUUUUUAUUCGAGUAAAGUUGAAUUUUUAUCCA